AUGACCGAAAUCACCGACGGAAUUGAUGGAGACGGUUUUCAUUUACCCCAUCACGCGGUAAUUAAAGAAAAUAGCUUAUCUUCUAAGCUACUCGUAGUUUUCAACGGAUCUGCCAAAACAAAUACCGGCCUAUCACUUAAUGACAAACUUAUGGUAGGUCCUGCUAUUCAAAGCGAUAUAGUCUCGCUAAUCCUCAAAUUUCGCUUGCAUAAUUAUGUUAUAACAGCUGAUAUAGAGAAGAUGUAUAGACAAAUUCUCGUACGACCAGAAGAUCGAAAAUAUCAACGCAUUCUUUGGGGGGACCCGAAUAAUAUUAAAACUUUUGAAUUAAAGAUGGUCAUGUUUGGCCUAGCUUCUGCCCCUUUCUUAGCGAUAAGUUGUUUACAACAACUCGCUGAAGAUGAGGGACAUCGAUUUCCCAGAGCAUCACGCGUAUUAACUAAGGACAUGUACGUUGACAAUUUACUCUCUGGCGCCUCCACGAUUAAAGGAGCAUUAGAAAUUAGGAAUGAAAUCACUGAAUUACUAAAACUCGAAGGCUUCGUACUUCGACAGUGGGGAUCAAACGAUUCACAGAUUUUACGCGAUUUAGACGAUGAAAAUAUAAUCCCUAAUUGUCAAUUAGAUACUUGUCAUUCAGACAAACAAGAAUCUGUGAAAACUUUAGGCACUAUCUGGAAUGCACAAAACGAUUUCAUAACGUACAUCGUAAAGCCAGUAGCUGCAAAAUUAAUCAAAUCUAAACGAAAAAUUCUGUCCGAAAUUGCAAAAAUCUUUUAUCCUUUAGGUCUGCUAGAGCCAAUAAUUUUAUACGCAAAACGAAUCAUGCAAAGACUUUGGCAAUUAAAAUUAGACUGGAAUGAAUCAGUUCCUAACAGCUUGUUUACUGCUUGGAUGGAAUUCUUUGACCAACUUCCAGUUAUCAAUAACGUGUCCGUCGAAAGAAAAGUCUUAAUUAAUGAUGCAAUUAGCGUUCAAUUGCACGGUUUCUGUGACGCAGGUGAGUGUCGAUACGGAGCCUGUAUUUAUUUAAGAUUGGUGGAUUCUACCGGAAACAUAAGCCCAGCGUUAUUUUAUGCGAAAUCGUGUGUAGCACCAUUGAAAACAGUUUCGCUGCCACGACUCGAGUUGUGUGGAGCUCAACUUCUUGCUAAGCUCAUUAGACAAGCCAUUGCUAUCACGGGAAUUUCUUUUGAGAAAGUAGUAUUGUGGUCAGAUUCCACUAUUACACUACACUUGAUUCACACUUCACCACAUUUACUAAAAACAUUUGAAGCAAAUCGUGUUGCUGAUAUUUAA
Molecule: messenger RNA, 1299 nt
Organism: Belonocnema kinseyi
Lineage: Eukaryota; Metazoa; Arthropoda; Insecta; Hymenoptera; Cynipidae
Exons: 1
Coding region: 1-1299 (432 amino acids)
Source: RefSeq, a predicted model, not a curated record